Quercus robur (English oak) is the source of this 1725-nucleotide messenger RNA. Its product is annotated as chaperone protein dnaJ C76, chloroplastic. NCBI's taxonomy places the organism in Eukaryota, Viridiplantae, Streptophyta, Magnoliopsida, Fagales, Fagaceae. The coding region runs from base 83 to 1045 and encodes 320 amino acids. Gene Ontology annotation, molecular function: electron transfer activity; iron ion binding. The transcript is spliced from 9 exons. The record is from RefSeq and is a predicted model, not a curated record.
UCUCACUCUCUCUUUCUCUCUCUUUUCAAUUCCCAUUUUUUCUCUCCUGCUUCCAUUUUUCACAUUUGUUUUGUAUGGUCUAAUGGCUAAGUUACUCUCUCCUGUGUGCACAGAAGUUCUCAAAUUCCAAAACCCAUUAUUACUGAAUACUACUUGCUCAAGAAGCUCAUGGAGUAUCUUGGAAAAGAUCAGGACUCCUUGGACUGUGGUGGGUGGUGCUGCCAAGAGAAGAAGAGGCUGUGGUAGAGUCAGGGUUGCAACUGACAACUCUGCUUCAACUAACUCAGUUGCUGAUGACUACUAUGAGGUUUUGGGUCUGCUUCCCGAUGCCACACCGGGGCAAAUCAAGAAAGCAUACUACAAUUGCAUGAAAGCUUGCCAUCCAGACCUAAGUGGUGACAAUCCAGAGACCACAAACUUCUGCAUGUUCAUAAAUGAGGUCUAUGCGGUGCUCAGCGACCCUGUGCAGCGAAUGGUUUAUGAUGAAAUUCAUGGGUAUGCUUUGACUGCAGUCAAUCCUUUCGUUGAUGAUUCCAGCCCAAAGGAUCAUGCAUUUGUUGAUGAGUUUAGUUGUAUAGGGUGCAAAAAUUGUGCCAACGUGGCCCCGGAUGUCUUUGGAAUUGAGGAGGACUUUGGGAGAGCCAGAGUCUACAGCCAGUGUGGGAACCCUGAAUUAGUUCAACAAGCAAUUGAUACUUGCCCAGUUGAUUGCAUCCAUUGGACAUCUGCUGCACAACUAUCCUUGCUUGAAGAUGAAAUGCGCAGAGUUGAAAGAGUAAAUGUCGCAUUUAUGCUUUCAGGAAUGGGAACAGCAUCCAUGGAUGUUUUCAGAAUGGCAAAUAGUCGGUGGGAAAAGAGGCAAGCAAAAGUUUUGGCACAAGCUAAACGGAGAAUGAGGAAGCAGAAAAAUUCUGAUAAAAGUGAAUCAUACUGGAGUAACCUAUGGAACAAGCCCAGAGACUCCCAAAAUUCUGGUGUCCCAACCAUUCUUUGGGACAUAGGUAAUGCCCUAUCAGUCUCUGGAAUCUGGAUGACACUUGUUUGAGAGUUGUGGCAGUCAUGAUCUAAGGGUGUGCACCAAAAAAAGAAGCAAGGCAAUGAUCUUAAAAUACUGGUAAAUUUUUUUGUAAACUGAUAGUAUAUAAAGAGGCAAUAAAAAAGGAUUUAAACUGAAUUUGGAAUGUUAAUUAGUUUGUUGACUACAGAUCUUCAUUGUCAUUGCAAUUUGUUCUUUGUUUAGCCUAGAAGUGUUUAUAGUUGUCUGCCCUCGUUUUUUGAAGUCCUUGGAAAAAGUACCUGCAAAAUUUUAAUCAGAUUCUACAUUAUGAUGAUAUAUGAUCAUAGUCCCAAUGAAGUUAACAAUGUACAACAUGUAGGAUUGAACAAGGAAAAAGUCAGAAUGCUUUGUGUUGUGUAGUAAAACUUCUAUAAUAGAGACAUGGGAAUGAGGGGGUUUGGUUGUUAUAUCUGCCAUUAUAAUAGUUAUGACAGUUAUAUUAAAGUUAAUUGCUUGGUAGUUUAUGGCUGUAUAUAAUGCAUAUAUGUAUGAAAUGCAUGACUACACAUUAUCGGUUGUGUAGCAUCCACUAUUUAUUUGAGUGUUUUUCAAUCUCUGCUCCUAAAUGUAAGUCAAAGUUGACAUAUGAUCUUUGCAGAGGAAGGAGCAAAAGAGAGAGCAAAGAGAGCUGCUGCAGCGGCUCGGAGAUGGAGGGAGUACUCAAGGAA